UGAAAAUCAAGCAUUAACGGUCUUUUAGGGCGAAAGAGGCGCCGCCAUUAUCAUCUGAAAAGUGAGGUACCGAGGAAUGGACCCACAGGCUGCCUUUGCUGACGCUGUUGCUAGAGCUAGACAGAUCGCCGCUAAAAUCAAUCAACCAGGACAGCCGGGUUCAGGGGAUGGUAUAGGAUCAGGUAAAAGACCAUUAGACGCUGAUCCAAUCAAUUUUGACGAACCAGAAGCAAAAAGGAGCCCAUUUCUACAAGAUCCUGCAGGCAGCUACUCAGGACUUAAUCAACCAAGAAACACAGAAGCAGCGGCGGCAGCAGCCCAAGCAGCAGCUAGAAUCAACCAGCAGUUAGGUGUGUCAUCCCCAGGGGGAGGAGGAAACAUGCAGUCAGGUGGUGGAGAUCAGAUGGGCCUGGGAAUGGUCAUCACUGAGGAAUUUAAGGUGCCGGACAGGAUGGUCGGAUUGAUCAUCGGCAAAGGUGGGGAGCAGAUCACAAGACUCCAGGCGGAGACAAGCUGUAAAAUACAGAUUGCCCCAGACAGUGCUGGCAUGCCUGAUCGGUCAACAACACUCACCGGCACUCCACAGUCUAUUGGCAAGGUGAAGGAUGAAAUCAACAAGAUCAUCCAGCGUGCUCAGGGCACAGAACAGGGUCACUUUGGCAUGGGUGGCGGUGGAGGUGGUGGUGGGGAGAUGUCGGGUAACAUCGAGAUCAUGGUCCCUGGGAACAAGGUCGGCCUUGUGAUUGGCAAGAGCGGUGAAACCAUCAAACAACUACAGGAAAAAUGUGGUGUAAAGAUGGUGAUGAUCCAGGACAGUAACACGCCCUCGGCAUAUGAGAAGCCUCUCCGUAUCUCUGGCGACCAGAUGAAGUGUCAGCGGGCCAAGGAGAUGGUUAUGGAGCUCUUGGCCUCCAAGGACGAUAACAUGGAUGGUGGCUAUUCCAACGGAGGAGGUAUGGGAGGAUUCGGUCGGGGUGGUAUCGACAUUCCGGUUCCCCGUGCCGCAGUGGGCAUCGUGAUUGGCAAGGGUGGAGAGAUGAUUAAGAAGAUACAGCAAGAGACAGGUGCCAAGGUCCAAUUUAAACAGGACGAUGGUCAGUCUGAGGACCGGCUUUGUUCUAUAUCUGGCCCUCCAGACAAGGUGCAAGCUGCCCAGUCCAUGAUCCAGGACCUGCUCAAUAACUCUAAUCAGUAUGGUGACGGUAUGGGCCGAGGUGGUGGAUUCAGAGGGGGUCGUGGUGGGGGCCGUGGUGGAUUCAACCAAGGUCCGGGCAGGGGCAUGGGAGGUUAUAAUGACGGGUUCCAAGACCAGACCAGCUUUGCUGUCCCUGCUGACAAGUGUGGCCUUGUUAUUGGCAAAGGUGGGGAGACUAUUAAGAACAUCAACAGCACAUCCGGAGCCCAUGUAGAGCUCCAGAGAAACCCAGGACCCAACCCGAACGAGAAGAACUUCAACAUCCGUGGGGAGCCUAGUCAGAUCCAACAUGCCAUACAGAUGAUCUGUGAAAAAGCUGGUCUGCCCUAUGACGGUCCUGGUGGUGACUUUGACAAUAUGAUGGACGAAAAUGAUGAUGGUCCAGGCGGUGACAUGUUCCAGGGAGGGCCAGGUGGUCCUGGCGGUCCUGGUGGGCCAGGAGGUCCACCCCCAGGAGGGCCGGGAGGACCAUAUGGUGGUCCCGGACCCCAGGGCCCCGGAUAUGAUCAAUAUGGCAACCCACAGGGAGGGCCAGGGCCUAACCAGUCUGGUUAUGGUGGAGCUCCACAGGGCUGGGGCGGUAACUACAACCAGCAGUUCCCCGGACAGGGUCAACAGCAAGGGGCACCAGGAGCAGGAGAUCCAAGCAAGGGUCAAGAUCCAAAUGCUGCAGCUUGGGCAGCCUACUAUGCCCAAUACUAUGCGCAGUACGGACAGCAGGGGGCAGCAGCUGGAGGAUUCGGUCAACAGCCCCAGCAGCCUCAACAACCAAUGCAGCAGUCCACUCCUCAACCCAGUGCAGCCAUCAAUCCCCAGACAGGUCAGCCCGACUACUCCCAGGCAUGGGCCGAGUACUACAGACAACAGGGCAUGUACCAGCAGGCCAACGCUAUCCUUGCCCAGCAUCAGCAACAACAAGGGGGUGGUAGUGCCGCUCCCGGUGGCCAGGGAGGACAACCUCAACAGUAGGACACCAGCAGUCAGCACACAGUUCUCUCCCUUGAUCUUCAGAGGUUUAUGAUGUUUUGAUGAAGAAUUGCUGUGUCACGCUCAUGUAUGUAUAUUGACAUCGCUAUGCUGUUUACGGUACAAGACAAAAAGUACAUUUGGAGUUGAUAAUGCACUUAUCAACCCUUAGUGUCAUCAUCAUCAUCAUUGAUCAUUCCAUCUUAGCUUUUAUCUUGCUUUCUAAACUUCGUUCCUGAUAUAUGUAUUUGAGUGUCCCUGAUGUGAAUAAUUUUCCUAUUACCGCACAAAACUAUCAUUCUAUUGGUCUAUGGCAUAAUUGAACAAAGUUGUUUACUUAAUUGAGUAUUUUAUGAAAGACUUGUGUUCAGAUGUUGAAUACUUUGAUCUGCUCAAGAUUAUUAAAGAUGUAUUUGACCUUUAAAAAUGUGUGCCAAUCUCUAGAUUUUGCAUUAAUUUGAACAUUCCAUCAGUGUUAUAACUAAUCUCUUGACAUAAAUUUUAAUGCUAGGUUUUGACUUUGAAAUGCUUUUGUACAAGUAUAUGACACAUAUAGACUCAACUUGCUUUCAUAGCAUUUUAUCACUAUAUAUAACAACUACUCCAUGCAUCGUUAGAUUCUAAGUGUGUGUUAAUAUUGUCUGUUUUGUAUAUUCCACGUAUUAUGCUAUUUUUGUGUAGAUAAUAUUGAUUGGAGUUCUUAUAGUAACCUCAUGUAUGAAAAAAAUGACAUAAUUGUUAAAAAAAUCUUAUCGUAUUCAUGUUGUUAACAUUUUAAAAUGUUUUCUUUUGUUGAAGAGAUUACGAAAUUACAUAUUUUUCAUUAGUACUGAACAGUAGUCAUUUAAGUAUAUAGCAAUACGCUGUCAACAGUUCAAAAAGUGUAACUCUCUGUAAAUUGUUGUAUAUCAUAACUGUACUAGAACUCAUUCUGCUUAUACAUGUACUGCAACUUUGAAACAUUAUCAGAAAAUAAUCUUUAACAUGGAACUUAGUCUGUGUGUCUGGGUUUGAUAUUACUGCUGUGUAGUUGAUGUUUUGCUCUCAUGGUCUUGGCUGGGAGGUUAGUUUGUGAAAUGGUAUUAUAUUGGUUUUUAAAUCAAGACUAUUUCCUCUGAGGGGGUGUCAGCAGAACUGUUAUGAGCCCUUCUAGCUAGAAGUAGGUGCCAUAAUCUUGUGGGUUAUCUGCUCUGUUGCUGAAAGAAGCCCGUCUUGGUGUAAAAAGUUGUACUCACAAAAAUAUUUGUAUCAUUCUAUCCCCUAUUUUCAUCAAGGUGUUUUGUUUUAAAUGUAAUUCUGUAUAAUUAUUCAGGUAAGUAUAGUAUUGACCCCUUUAUUACAAUUCACAUACAUGUAUAAGUAUAUAAUCAUUUGCUAGAGAUUUAACAGAUAUUUUGUAGUCGCGUGUACUAUUAAUUGAUUUUCUCACAAUUUUUCUCUCCAUAUCCAUCGUGCUGGUUUUAGCUGUAUUUUUGAGUAGCCUUUGGGACCUUUUGCGUAUGAUAUAAAAUAUAAAAAAUAUGAAUAUGUUUCAUUAUGCUCCCAUGUGUUUUCUGUGUAUGAUUAUUCUCCAUGUAUUUGAAUUUUCUUGUAUGUACAUGUUUUAAGAUCUCUGGACAAUUGUUUUACUUGAAAAUGUAUUUGGUCAUUUUUUAUCAGGUGAUGUAGCAUUAAUAUUCCCUUGAGUAUAGUUCUUAGAUUAUAAAAAUAGCAUGUGUAACAUUGAAAAUCUUAUUUUGUGCCAUUUCUUAUGCAUUGCAAAUUUAUGAUACAUAAUUAUUAUAAUGAGAUAUUUGUCAUUUGGUCCAUAAUCAUUACAAGAAAGAGAUAUUUGCCAGUCAGAUGGCCCAAAAAUGGAUUAGUUUAAGCAAUCCUAUUACAUUAUUAAAACUAAGUGUCCAUUGUUCAUAUUUUUUGUUUCCUUUGUUCGAUUUUGAUAACUUGUUAAUCCUUGGUGUUUUAAUAUUGAAAAGCUAAUGCAGCUUAUAUUUUUGAUCCUAUUUUAUAUUACCAUGUUUUAAUAGUUAUUCUAAGGUACUUGGUGGUGUGUUAAUGAACAUGUUACUCUUUGAAAUGUUAGUAUUGAUUGUAAUUUGAUGACAUGCUAUUUGAAUUUUGAAAUACUCUGAUAUAAUGUUAUGUAUAGGGCAGCAUUAGAAUUAUGAUUUUAUAAAUAUAAAUGUUUCACUUUAUAUGAUCAGAAAUACUUUUAAAUAUUUGCAUAAUGAUACUACAUAACAAUUGUGCUUAUUCUGCUAUGAUAUUUGUAUAUGUUGAAUUUUAUGACCAGAUAAAUAUGAAACUUUGUACAUAAAUUUUCCUUUCAACAUCUUGUGUAUUAAAUCAAAAGAUAAUGUUCAUGCGACUUAUAUGUCAAUACUGGUAUUACUAUAAUUGCAUUUUAAUUGACAACAUUUUGAGACUUGCACAAUGUGAUACAUUGCUCUCAUUGAACUUUUGCCAUUAGUUUCAAAGUAUUUUAAAAACAAUAAGAAUAUAGGGAUGUUAGCUGAAUUUAUGUGCAUAUAACGAACAUUUUGAUGAUAUAUUUUCUUUGUUUUUAAGCUGUCAACAGUCGUUUUGAAAUUUGUAAUAUUCAGAUUUUAGUUUGAAAUAAGUAAACUAGUCAAAUUGUAUGUUGUUUUUAUAAUAAUAAGUAGUAGUUAGGUGAAACAUCAUUUUCUUCAUACACCGAGUCACAAGUUUUUCCCUAUGUUAUUGUUCUUGUGUAUAGGUUGAUAUAGUAAUAUGCCUUUCUAAUGCUGUUUGCCAUGUUCUAUAUAAUGUUUUCUUUUUAUUGAAAUAUUAGUAUUUGUCAUUGCAGUUUUCAAUUUCAUGUCUUUUCUUUAUGAACAAUUUGAUUCUCACUGUUUUAAAGUUUGCUAAUUACACUGUUUAACUAUUCCAUAAGAUGGAUAAUUAUGAUCAUGCUAUAUGUCAAAAGUUAUUAUUUUUAAGUUGCUAAGGAGCUCAGUAAAGAAACUAUUCAUGAAA
Mya arenaria is the source of this 5155-nucleotide messenger RNA. Its product is annotated as far upstream element-binding protein 1-like. NCBI's taxonomy places the organism in Eukaryota, Metazoa, Mollusca, Bivalvia, Myida, Myidae. The transcript has 18 exons. Gene Ontology annotation, cellular component: nucleus; cytoplasm. Gene Ontology annotation, biological process: regulation of DNA-templated transcription. The record is from RefSeq and is a predicted model, not a curated record. Gene Ontology annotation, molecular function: mRNA binding. Bases 77 to 2164 code for a protein of 695 amino acids.